Messenger RNA from [Candida] anglica, 1785 nucleotides. NCBI's taxonomy places the organism in Eukaryota, Fungi, Ascomycota, Pichiomycetes, Serinales, Debaryomycetaceae. The record is from the annotation of a GenBank genome assembly.
UAAAUAUUCCACACCACCGUGAUUGCAUUGAAUUAGAUUCCAAUAAGCAAAAAUGACUCGUACUAUUCCAAAGACUGUAGCUAUAAUUGGUGCUGGACCAUGUGGUGCUGGGGCUGCCAAAGCCUUCAUUGAAGAAGGUGAUUUUGAAAUCACCAUCUUUGAGAAAAGAAGUGGUACUGGUGGAUUAUGGAAUUAUACUACUGAAUUAGAUGCUGAAACUACUCCUAUCCCAUGUGAAUCCCAUACUUUCGAGACUAGCUCUGUAUUCAACAAGGAAAAGAAUGAAUACAUAUGGCCAUCUCCAGUUUAUGAUUCUUUGGACACAAAUGUUCCAAAGGAUAUUAUGAGUUAUAAUGGUAUCCCUUUCCCAUCUGAAUUGCCAUUAUUCCCCCACAGAUCUGACGUGUGUAAGUACAUGAAGGAUUUUGCUGCUCCAUUGGAAAAGUACAUUCGUUUUAACACCAAGAUCAUCAGUAUUGAACGUGAUGAAACCGACACUAAAUGGGUUGUUGUAUCCCGUCCAGUUGUUGCUGAAACUGAAGGAGCUAAAAUUGCUGCCAAGUCUGGUGAAUUCCAAGACUCUAUCGAUGAGUUUGACGCUGUAGUUAUUGCCACUGGUAACUAUGAUGUUCCUUACAUCCCACAUAGAGAUGGUAUGGAAGCAUGGACUGCCAAAUACCCUCACUCCAUCGAUAAUGUCAAGAAUUACCGUUCCGCAAAGCAAUUUGAACACAUUAAGGGGAAUAUCUUAGUUGUUGGUAAUUCUGCUUCCGCAAAUGAUUUAUGUUUCCAAUUAACUCAAGAUCUUAAGAGAGAAAUUUAUAAGCUGAAAAGAUCAGAGAAUGUAAUGCCUGCCGGUUCUUCCCAAUUAAUCAAGGAAGUUCCAGAUAUUAAGAGAUUUGAUGCUGAAACUAAAGAAGUUCAUUUCAUUGACGGAAGCAAAUUGGAGAACGUGGAUAAGAUAGUAUUUGCUACUGGUUACCUAUUAUCAUUACCUUUCUUCAAGAAAAUUAACGCUGGUGAUAAGCCUUUGCUCACUGAUGGUCGUAGAGUUCAUGGUAUUUACGAACAUAUUCUUUUACAUGAACAUCCAAAUUUGGCCAUCAUUGGGUUAGCUAGAUACAUCUUACCAACUAGAACAGCUGAAACUCAAGGUUCUUGGGCUGCUAAGAUCUUUGCUGGAAAGCUUCCAUAUCCUUCGAAGGAAAAGAUGCUUGAAUGGGAAAGUGAAAGAGUUGCCACAAAGGGUGAUGGUAAGCCAUUCCACGAUUUAUUGUUCCCAGAAGAUGUCCAUUACUGUAACCGUUUAAAUGACCAAGUUGUGGAAGCAAAUACUGGAUUGAUUCCAUUCAUCUGGGAUAGAGAACAAAUUUCUAUCCGUGGAUCUAUUAAAGAUAUCAAGGAAGCUUAUAUCAAGUACAGAACCGCUACUGGAAAGUUGGCUCUGUCGUACCAAGAAUUGGUUGAAUCUGGUUAUUUGAAAUCUUUUAUGUUAACUGAUGCCGAACUUAAGGAAAAGGGAUUUUAAGACAUACAAGGAUACAAUAGAGACAAUAUAAAUAUGUUAUAGAAUAGAAUAGAAUCAAUCACCUAUUUCAUAUAUUAAUAUCUACGUAACGAUAAAGCCAAAUACCGAUUUUUUCUAUGUAGGUUUCACGUUGAUAUUAUAUGUAUAUAUAUUUUUUUUGUAUUUUGAAUAUAUCAUCUAUCCAUGCUCUAUUUAUACGACGAUACUCUUCAUUUUUUUCCUUAAAUUGUUCAGUUUUAUAUCACUUGAGACCUCAU